AUGUAUAAUCCAUAUGGUAAUGCCGCUGAUGCCUAUCAACAACAACAGCAACAGCAGUACCAACAACAGCAACAACAGCCUCAUUCUACAAAUUUACAACAUCCACAGCCAAUUCAUCAUGUUUCCUCACAUCAACCACCACCAGGUGCUGCUGGGGGACAAUUCAAUUUUUUGAAUGAUCCAGCUGCUGCUUUGGCAUCACAAUUUGCACGUUCGGGAUUUGAACAAUCAAAUCAAUAUCUUCAAGAAAAUUUUGGCAGUUUACAAGGUGAUAUUAAGUAUUAUUUCCAAGUUAGCAAUUCCUAUGUAUUUAAGAAAAUCAUUUUGAUUUUGAUGCCUUAUAAUCAUAAAGAUUGGAAUAGAGUGUCCACUAAAGAGACAGGGACAAAUCAAUUCUUGCCUCCUAACUUAGACAUCAAUGCACCCGAUUUAUACUUGCCAUUAAUGUCGUUUGUCACAUAUAUAUUAUUAUGGGCUGCUUUCCAAGGUAUAAAUGGAGAUUUCCAUCCUCAAUUGUUUGGAUAUUUGGCGUCACAAACUAUUGCAUUUUCCGUAUUAGAUGUUGUUAUCUUUAAAACUGGGUUGUACUUAUUAAAUUGCCCACAAUCAAAAAUCUAUGAUAUAAUAAGUUUUUCUGGAUACAAAUAUGUUUCAAUCAUUGUUUUGUUGAUUUUAAAAUACCUUGUGGGGAACUAUUUAGGAUUAUUCUACUAUAUUGUUGUUUUAUUAUUGAUUGCCAACUUGUCAAUUUUCUUAAUGAGAUCUUUACGAUUUCUUAUAUUGCCCCAAAGCACGUCGAUGAAUAACACCAUUACUUCCAAGCAAAGAAAAAUCAGAAUCCAAUUCUUAUUUGUUUACUCUGUUAUUAUUCAAGGAUUGAUCAUACUUUAUAUGAGUAAAUAA
Molecule: messenger RNA, 903 nt
Organism: Candida albicans SC5314
Lineage: Eukaryota; Fungi; Ascomycota; Pichiomycetes; Serinales; Debaryomycetaceae
Product: protein transporter YIF1
Exons: 1
Coding region: 1-903 (300 amino acids)
Biological process (GO): endoplasmic reticulum to Golgi vesicle-mediated transport
Cellular component (GO): COPII-coated ER to Golgi transport vesicle; endoplasmic reticulum-Golgi intermediate compartment; endoplasmic reticulum membrane
Source: RefSeq, a predicted model, not a curated record